CAGGAACCCUCGGCACCCACUAGUACCUAUAUAAUGAGCUUACCUUACCUUACCUUACCUUAUUACAUAUGUAGCUAGCUCAUAAGAGGUCCAAUUCACCAAGUUUGUUUACUCUAGAGCUGUUAGCCACAAUUCCAUACAUUCCAUUUCAUUGGUGAGCUAGCUCAGCCAAUUACACUAUUGCAUUGGCAUACAUAUUUCAUUACCAGCGGAGCUGAAGCUCGUCGUGUUACCCUUCCGCCCUUCUUUCAUACGUACGAGUACUUCAUUUAGUGGUCCUAUCGUGGCCAAACCUUCUACAAACACAAGCUACCUGAUAACUACUCGUUUAUUUUCAGAGGACUGCUUGCAUCCCCUAUAGCGUUCUAACGUCUAUCUGGCUGUUUCAGGGAUAUAUCAGCAAGAAGCCAAGAGCUAGUCACGGUAAUUGCCAUGGGUGGCGAAACUACGAAUCUAAAGGUCGUUUCGACCGAUUAUCCCCUCCGGGCACCUACCCCGGUCGGCAAACGGAUAUCCCACAUCUACAAGGAGCGUAUCACACAGUUCUACUCUAAGGGACAAUGGGAGAAGCAGAACCUCCUUGCUAUGAUGUUUGAGGGCGUCGCAUCUGGACCUCCUCAUGUUCAGCUCUCGACAUGGCCCGCCCCAAACCUCUCAAGACCGACAUUCGAGGAGGCCGUGGCUGGUGAGUACAAAUCCGCCUCCGUUGGCCAGGCCUUCGGUCCAUCUUGGUCUACCCACUGGUUCAAGGUUGUGCUCCGUGUUCCCGCCGACCUUCAGGAUAAAGAGCACUUGGAAUUCCAAUGGGAUUCCAACAGCGAGGGCAUGGUAUGGACUGAAGACGGGAAGCCAUUGCAGGGUCUAACCGGCGGAGGAGAACGUGUUGAGUGGAUCCUCCCGGACUCUUUCAGAGAUGGCAAAGAGCACACUAUCUAUAUCGAGAUGGCCUGCAAUAGUAUGUUUGGUAAUCCAACCGGUGGUGAUACCAUUCAGCCGCCAGACCCCAAUAAAUAUUUCCAGCUUGUUAAGGCCGAUAUUUGUGCCGUCAAUCUAGAUGCCCGGCAACUCUGGAUCGACACUUGGAUCAUUGGCGAUGCCGCGCGGGAAUUCCCUGAAGAUUCGUGGGAACAGCACAAAGCCUUGAACGUCGCUACAAGUAUUAUCGAUUCCUACGUCCUCGGCGAUAAAGAGUCGAUCAAGAAAGGCCGUAAGAUUGCUCAAGAAUAUCUUGGGUCUAACGUCGAUUCUUCCAGGGUCUAUGAUAGCGGGCUCAACCCUCAGGUCUUUGGUAUUGGCCAUUGCCAUAUCGAUACUUGUUGGUUGUGGCCCUGGGCCGAGACGAAGAGAAAGGUAGCGAGGUCCUGGUCGAACCAAUGUGGCCUAAUGGAUCGAUACCCGGAGCUGAAUUUUGCUUGUUCCCAAGCACAACAGUAUAAGUGGUUGAAAUCUUUAUACCCUUAUGCUUAUGAUCGGGUCAAGCAAAAGGUUAAGGAACGUCGGUUUCAUCCAAUUGGUGGCAGUUGGGUUGAGCAUGAUACCAACCUGCCGAGCGGCGAGUCUCUUGUCCGUCAAUUUUUAUAUGGUCAGAGGUUUUUCGAGAGCAAUUUCGGAGAGCGUUGUCGGACAUUCUGGCUUCCAGAUACCUUUGGGUAUUCGAGUCAACUUCCUCAAGUAUGCCGGCUAGCUGGUAUGAACCGUUUCCUCACGCAGAAGCUUAGCUGGAAUAAUAUCAACAACUUCCCUCAUACUACGUUCAACUGGGUCGCCCUUGACGGAAGCCAGGUAAUAUGCCACAUGCCGCCAGCAGAGACCUACACCUCAGAAGCCGAAUUUGGGGAUGUUAAGCGCAGUGUCUCCCAGCACAAGUCAAUGGAUCAGGAUAGCACUUCGCUAUUGGUCUUUGGUAAAGGCGAUGGUGGUGGCGGCCCGACCUGGCAGCACAUAGAGAAGCUGCGACGUUGCCGUGGUAUCAGCGAUCAGGUUGGCCGUUUGCCUAGAGUGCACCUAGGAAACUCGGUGGAUGAUUUCUUCGACAAGCUCGAGGAGAAGGGCGACACCUUGGUCACCUGGUACGGUGAGCUAUACUUCGAACUUCACCGUGGUACAUACACAACACAAGCGAACAACAAACGUAACAACCGGAAGUCGGAGUUUAUGUUACGAGAACUUGAAUUAUUAGCCACUAUCGCAUCUCUAAAGUUCAAAUCUUACAAAUAUCCAAAGGCGGAGUUCGACGAAAUGUGGGAAGCAACGCUCCUUUGUCAGUUCCAUGAUUGUCUUCCGGGAAGUUCCAUUGAGAUGUGCUAUGAUGACUCAGAUGAGUUAUAUGCUAGAGUGUUCGAGCUAGGCAAGGCUAUAUAUAAAGACAUCUACCAACUCUUCGGUGUUACGGAGGCAGGACCCACUGGGUCUGGUGGUAGAACUGUCGCCCUCAGUACUCUCCCCUGGCACAGAAAGGAAGUCGUUGAGCUUUCCAAGACUGAAGUCGGUGUCGCUUGUGGUUCUGAGAACCUCAUCAACAUCAAGCCGUUCAAAGCAGGAGCAACCAAAGCCGUUACCGUUAAAGAAGUCAGGGAUGGUAUCUUCGUCCUACAGAAUGAUCAACUGACAGUACAAGUCGAGGAUGGUACAAUAACCUCACUAUUCGAUCGCAAAGCAGGGCGCGAAAUCGUCUCAAAGGGGGAAAAUGCCAACCAACUUGUCAUCUUCGACGACAAACCACUUUAUUGGCAAGCAUGGGACGUCGAGGUAUACCAUCUCGAUACUCGCAAAGUGGUGCCCUAUGGCAAGACUAGAAUCUUUGAAGACAAGGAACAUCGGGUCAGCGUCUUGACGGAAGCAAGGAUUAGUGAAAACAGCUCCAUCCAGACGAUCCUAAGCCUGUCUGCCGCCCUUGAUGGCCAGCAGUCGUUUGUUGAAUGCACUGCUCAUGUGGACUGGCACGAGACCAUGAAGUUCCUAAAGGUUGAAUUCCCUGUGGAUAUUAGAAAUACCGAGGCCUCUUACGAGACUCAGUACGGUAUUGUUAAGCGACCCACUCAUUACAAUACUACCUGGGACAUGGCGAAAUUCGAGGUGUGUUGCCACAAGUUUGCCGACUUAUCGGAGCAUGGUUACGGUGUCUCGAUCCUCAACGACAGCAAAUACGGCUUCGCUACCUGCGGAAGCCUGAUGCGCCUAUCUCUCUUGCGGUCUCCGAAGGCGCCUGAUGCGCACGCAGAUAUGGGAAAGCACACAAUCCGCUGGGCCAUCUUACCCCAUCAGGGUGAAUUAGGUGCGACAACCGUCCGCACCGGAUAUAACUUCAACCUCCCGAUAAAGGUCCUCUCAGCACCUAAGACGUCCGACAUCUCUGCGCUUACGGAAUACCCCGUUAAGCUAACGGGCGAUGACUCCCUGAUCUUGGACUGCGUAAAGCGUGGAGAGGAUGACGAAGAUGUAUCUCACGACACUUCGCUUCCACGCCGUAAGGGACAAAGCGUUAUCAUUCGAGUCUACGACAGUCUUGGUGGCCGCAGCACAGCGACGGUUAAGACGACUUGGGAUGUUAAAAAGGUGUUCAAGACGAAUAUCUUGGAGGAUGACGGGGAAGAGAUUGAAUUGAAUAAGGAUGGCGCCUUCUCGAUUACCGUUAACCCCUUCGAAGUUGCGACGUACAGGCUGCAGUUGUAAUCAUAUUGCUAAAUAUGCUAGUUUUGUCUUGUCUGUCUAUUCGGCUACGUGGGUUUCAAGUAUGAUAAAAAGAGGCUUACGAAGUGCAAAGGAGUAGCGGGUUUCCUAUACGAGUUUCAUCAAAUUGACUGACCUGUUUGUGAUGCUUAAAUUAGGUACUUUCCGAAGUGACCUAGGUUAAUUAUAUACUAAAAUAAUAAACUUGUCUCUUGACUCUUAA
Messenger RNA from Daldinia decipiens, 3892 nucleotides. RefSeq names its product glycoside hydrolase family 38 protein. Gene Ontology annotation, cellular component: fungal-type vacuole membrane. The record is from RefSeq and is a predicted model, not a curated record. Gene Ontology annotation, biological process: oligosaccharide catabolic process; mannose metabolic process. Gene Ontology annotation, molecular function: alpha-mannosidase activity; carbohydrate binding. The coding region runs from base 433 to 3672 and encodes 1079 amino acids. Lineage: Eukaryota; Fungi; Ascomycota; Sordariomycetes; Xylariales; Hypoxylaceae. The transcript has 2 exons.